Molecule: messenger RNA, 2359 nt
Organism: Labeo rohita (rohu)
Lineage: Eukaryota; Metazoa; Chordata; Actinopteri; Cypriniformes; Cyprinidae
Gene: insig2
Product: insulin induced gene 2
Exons: 6
Coding region: 300-980 (226 amino acids)
Biological process (GO): SREBP signaling pathway; cellular response to insulin stimulus; SREBP-SCAP complex retention in endoplasmic reticulum
Cellular component (GO): SREBP-SCAP-Insig complex; endoplasmic reticulum
Source: RefSeq, a predicted model, not a curated record
UCAGAAUCAUCCAAAACCUAAAAAAAGCAUCUCAAAACUGCUUUUUAAUUACGUCACCAGCGGCCCUUCUGAUUGGCUGCUAAGGCAGCCGCGUUAUCAGCGGGGCGGAAGUUCAGUAUUAUCCACGCAAAAAGGUCUUCCUUCGGUUAGGACUUUAACAUUUCUGUUCAGGGAAGGAGAAACGUUUAUUUAAAACGACACGACGACACCCUCAUCAUUAUCAUCACCAUCUUCUUUCCAGGCAUGUGAUGUCAGCUGACAGCAGCAGAUGUAGCUGACACCCUUCUGUCACAGUGGCCAUGGUGGAGGUUUCGGCAAAGAGCGGCGGUGCUCCGAUGCGCCGCGGGCCCUACAUUAGCAUGAUCACCAAUCGGACGACGAAUUUGCUGAUCCGUGCUGCUAUGCUGUUUAUGGUGGGUGUGUUUCUAGCGCUCGUGCUAAAUCUGCUACAAGUGCAGCGUAACGUCACCCUCUUCCCUCCUGACGUCAUCACCAGCAUUUUCUCAUCUGCCUGGUGGGUUCCACCCUGCUGUGGAACAGCCGCAGCUUUGAUAGGUUUGCUGUACCCCUGUAUGGAUCAUCGUCUGGGGGAGCCACAUAAACUCAAGAGAGAGUGGUCUAAUGUGAUGCGCUGUGUGGCCGUCUUUGUGGGCAUAAAUCAUGCCAGUGCUAAGGUGGACUUUGCGAAUAAUGUGCAACUGUCGUUGACGCUGGCUGCCUUGUCUGUCGGCCUGUGGUGGACAUUUGAUCGUUCUCGCAGUGGUUUUGGGCUGGGAGUCAUCAUUGCAAUACUUGCUACACUCACCACCCAGCUGCUGGUUUACAACGGAGUCUUUCAAUAUACCUCCCCUGACUUCCUGUACAUUCGGUCCUGGCUGCCAUGUAUCUUCUUCGCGGGGGUUAUAACUGUGGGGAAUAUUGGACGACAGCUAGCUCUGUACGAGUACAAAGUGAGUCAGGAAAAGACCCACCAGGAUUAAUGAAGAAUUCUCUGCACCAUGGGAAAAUCCAGAAUAAAGGAGUGAGGAAUCAAGCAGGAGCACCAUGACUGACAGAGCCAUCCAUCAUUGAGGAGGAGCUGGAGGAGCUGCUCUCGGUGUUUGAGGAUGGACAGUGUUAUGAUUUAUACCUCCAGAUCUGUUUUCUGCCUCCUCAGAUGCUCAGGUUCUCUAAGUGUAUAAGUGUGUAACAGUAAGAUAUGAUGUGGUUUACACACUCUCAUACCGUCUUCAGCAAUGCUGAAAUGCUACCGGCUGCCAUAAAGUGCCAAACUGACUCUGACUGGUCAAACUGCAUGACUGUCUUCACCUCAUUACUGGAGGCAAAGCCUGGUGUGUGAGAGAUGGACAAUAUAACUGAAUAUUUAGAUGCAUUACAUGCACAAACACAAAACUCAAUCACAAGCAAUUUUCUUUAUGAUCUUCGUACUGUUGUGGCCUCCAUCCUCUGUGAUGGGUGGAGGAGAGUCAUCUGGACACAGCACCAUCGUCGGAUCGCAUUCGUCGUACAGAAAAAUCACUGGUCAGUAGAAGUAAGAAGAGUAAUAUAGAGUAUUAUGACAGGGCAUCAGAUCUGUUACAUCAUUUUAUUAAAGGGCAGCUCACUUCUGCGGAGUCUCAGAGCCACCACUAGUGGGCGUCAGAGCAUAACUGACCCGUCGCCCUGUGUUUGUAGAUGCAGUGCUAAACCCGCAAAAGACAUCAUAUUUUCUAACAGACUAACCAGUGUGCUGUGUUCAUUAGUUGGGGAGGGGAAUUGGUGUUCAACAAGGUGUUGAUUACUGCUUUGAUUAUAACUUGAAUACUUUAUUGUGAAGCAUUCCUUAUUAUAACCAGAUCCCUAUUAGAACUCAUCAGUUUUGACUGAUUGAAGCAUCCCUUAGCUCCAGAAAUGAUUUCAAGGCCUGAUAAAAAUAGUUGGCUUCAGAAUAUUGGAAUGAUUCUUAAAAAUGACAUUCCAUUGAUUAUUACCAAAGCCUUAAAAUAACCUUAAGAUAACAGAUAGAUUGGAGCUCAAAGUAAAGAGGAUAGAACAGGCAGACCACCAUCUGUGCACUGAUUUUGGAUAAAUUAAGGGAGUUUUUACCUCUUUUUAUUGGGAGGAUAUUUUAUGAAAUACUGAGUAGGAUUCAAAGUAAACAGGAUUAAUGUUUUAUUAAGUGUUACAAUGAGAUUGUAGGCUUGCAAGAAUAAUUGUAUAGUUCAUGACCAUCUGAAAGUGAGUAUGUUGGGAUGUUUUCUCAUGCAUGGGCAAUUACUUGAUCCACGGUUUGUAUGUAACCACAUUUACUGUUUUUUGAAGUUGAAGUUACAUGUUUGUUAUUAUUGCAUUUGCAUUAUUAAAGGAGACAUUGGUUUGA